Molecule: messenger RNA, 1068 nt
Organism: Lasiodiplodia theobromae
Lineage: Eukaryota; Fungi; Ascomycota; Dothideomycetes; Botryosphaeriales; Botryosphaeriaceae
Exons: 1
Coding region: 1-1068 (355 amino acids)
Source: RefSeq, a predicted model, not a curated record
AUGCAGCUGCCUGACGAAAAGCCGGGCGACUUUUCGCUUUUCAGACAGUGGAUGGAGAAUGAGCUCUUUUUCAGCCACAUUGACGAAGUGAGGAAGAGGAAGCCCUUUGAGCUGGCGCGCCUGUUCUGCUUUGCCGGUCGCAUGGGCGCCCUAAGGCUGAGAAACACUUGCAUCGACUAUCUACACAUGAAGGCCGUCGACUUGAUCUCGCAACCGACUGGCGAGGACGAAGACGAAGAAGACAGCAAGGAAUUAUUGGAGGAAUGCAUCAACUCAUGGAAGCGAGCUAUUCGCUGGGUGUUGAGCAAUCCUGGUAUCUGCCCGGACAGCUCACGUCUCUUGGAAUUCUUCACGGACUUUUUUGCCUUUUCCGUUCUACAACACGUACGCCUGCUCGAACAAAACCUUCUAUCCGACCUCCCUGCCGUCUUUCUUGAACACGUCCUCGACGCCGUCAGCGCCGCGCUGGCGCGACACGUGCCUGGAGUCCCCGCCCUCUCUCUACAUCCCGCUAUCACGAUAGAUGUUCCAACGACUACCACGACGACCACUACCAUGACGGAACAGAUUGACGGCAAGACCAUCACGGUCGUCAAGAUCGACGAUGAUGGCGAUGACAACAACACAGCGGGUGAAGCCGCAUCAGCUCAGUUGGACACCGUUGUGAAGACGGAGAGUGGCCACGAGAUCGUUACCGUAGUCAAACCGCGCCCCAAAGACAAGCUAUUUCUUCCCAUCCUCACUCAGUCCGCCGUCCUGCGCGCGUUGACCGAUGGAACUUGGCAGCGGAAAGAACCUCGAAAGAAGCGAGGCAAGAAGUCAAAAAAGAAGGAUAAUGACGAAGUGAAUGAGGGAGACAGCCCAGAAGGCAGCCAAGGGGGCAACGAUGACGCGGACCAUGAUGAUGAGCAUAACCUGCAGACUUCGACAAAGUCGUUCUUUGGAAUUACUAGCUUAUGCAAGUAUCACUACCACAGCUCCCGCAAAACCAGGAAUGACUGCACGCAGAAAUUCAGGGCGCGUGGCGCACAGGAGGUUUGGUGCGUGGUGCCGUCUCUGCGGACUUGA